CCUCGCCCGCUCUGGAAAAAAAAAAGGCUCGCAGCUCCGUCCGCUCCUCCCGCUACCCGCGCGGCACAUACACGGACAAACACAAGGGAAGGUACAUAGCCGAAGACCCGCCAUCCUCAUCCCACACCACGACCAUCUCCUCUCGACCUCAGUCUCUCUCUCUCCCUCCUCUGCCCUGCAGGCUGCAGAUGCAGUGCGCGUCUGGUACAACCGCUGCUCUCCCUCCGUCACCCGGCCUUCCUGUCCGGGCCAAAUCUCUUGCGUCCAGCACCGCCAGAAACCUCCACCGGGGAUCAUCUACCUAGCUUCUCCAUGCUCCGCAUGGCCGCGGUGUAGCUGAAAGCUAGGCUAGUAUCCUCCUUCCCGUUCCCGGUUCGCGCGCGGCCGUGUGUUCCGCCGGCCAAGAAACAGGCAGCAGAGAGCGUGUUCCCGGCCGGAGAGGAGCAUCCAUGGGGGAGAAGCAGGCUCCGGACGCGACGGCCGUGGCCGCGGCGGGCGCGGGGGACCAAGACGACGGCACCGCGCCGCCGCCGCCGCCGCCGCUGGACGGAAUCCAGUACUGCAGCGAGCACCCGUACCGGCCUGCCAACGCCGGCGCCGCGGCGGCGGUCGCCGGCGGCGGGAUAUGCGCCUUCUGCCUGCAGGAGAAGCUCGGCCGCCUGGUGUCCUCCUCCAAGUCCAGCCCUUUCUUCCCGCUCGGCGGCCACCCGCCGCCGUCGGGGUCCCCGUCGUCGCCGCCGUCCUUCCGCCGCGCCGCUGAGCCGCCACCGCCGCCGCCGCCGCUCCACCCGUCCGGCGCCUCGCGCAAGUUCAUGUCGUUCCACCGGAAGAAGACGCUCUCCUCGUCGUCCUCCUCCUCCGCCGCCGCCUCCGCGGGGGGAGGCGGGCUGAAGCGGAGCAAGUCGGUGGCGCCGAGGCCCGAGCUGGAGCAGUUCCCCUACUCGUCGUCGGCUUCGUCGCUGGCGGCCGAGAGCCCGCGCAAGAAGAGCUUCUGGUCCUUCCUCUCCAUCUCGUCGUCCUCCGCCUACGCGCAGCAGGCCGCCGCCGCCGCCGCCGCAUCCACGCCGUACGCCACCAACAUGGGCGCCGCCGCCUCGAGAAGGAAGUCGGUGUCCGUGGCGUCGGCGGCGUGGGCGUCAAGGGGCGCCGGCGCGCAGGACCAGCGGCCGCGAGGCGGGGCCGGGACGGCGGCGGCGUCCGCGCUGGGGCGGACGCUGGAGGCCAUCGGCGAGCCCGAGAGCCCCAGCCAGAGCCAGGUGUCGUCCUCUGCCUCCUUCGGGCGGAAGGUGGCGCGGUCGCGCUCCGUGGGCUGCGGCAGCCGCAGCUUCUCCGGGGACUUCCUGGAGCGCCUCUCCAACGGCUUCGGCGACUGCACGCUCCGGCGCGUCGAGUCCCACCGCGAGCCCAAGCCCCACAGGAUGCGCGGCGGCGGCGGAGGCGGAGGCGGAGGCCUGGGCAACCUCCACGGAGCUGGCGCAGACGACGCUGACGCUGACGACGAGGACGACGAUGACGUGUACGAGCACCAGCACCGGAUCAAGUGCGCGGGCUUCUUCGGCGCCUUGGGCCCCGCGUCCUCCUCCUACUGGCUCUCCGCAGCGGAGGCAGGCGCGAGCGUCACCAAGAGGUCGUCCGGCCGGAGCCACCACCGGAGCUGGGCGUGGGCGCUGGCGAGUCCCAUGAGGGCGCUGCGGCCGACAUCGUCCUCCACCUCCACGAAGACCAUCACCGCCGUGCCGCCGCCCAGCCACGUGACCGUCCACGGCAACGGCGACUCGUCGGCGUCGGCAUUGUCCAUACCAUCCCCGACGCCGCCGCCAUCGUCGUCGACGGAGGUAACCGCAGCGGAGAACUGAAAGCCGAAGCUGCAGCAUGGCCGCCCCCACUGCCUUGCGUCCCGUCUGUCGAUUCGCGCCGUAUAGAUCUCGACAUCUCGUCCGUCCUCACCUCACCCCCCUGCUGUUCCUAAGUAAGUGUCUGGAUGUGUAAUUUCAACAACAAACUGCUCAUAAGUUGAAGAUCGUGCUGUGGAUUUUGGGUCU
Molecule: messenger RNA, 2042 nt
Organism: Zea mays
Lineage: Eukaryota; Viridiplantae; Streptophyta; Magnoliopsida; Poales; Poaceae
Exons: 1
Coding region: 450-1856 (468 amino acids)
Source: RefSeq, marked validated